Molecule: messenger RNA, 1715 nt
Organism: Vitrella brassicaformis
Lineage: Eukaryota; Vitrellaceae
Source: the annotation of a GenBank genome assembly
CUUCUGGAUAAGUCAUUCAUGUUAGGUGGUCUUGCUCUUCGUGUUUAAGCCUUUCGUCCUGUGACAUAAUACAUACGUUGUCGUCCGACCUCCAUGUGCACGGACAAUGGCUUUCCAUGCAUUGCGUGGUAUGCAUGUCAACCACUAUCUCUCCCUAGACACACUUCCACUGUCUGAUGCUCAAUUCUACUACGAAUUUGGCCUCGCAGAACUCAUAGACCUCUCAACCUACCAUCAGCCAAUGCACUGGCAUUUGGUCGCCUUUUCGAGUACGCCUCCUCCAGAGUGACUCCUCGUACUGCGACAAUCCUCCGACGAAACCCGACACUACAGACAGGAUAAGAAUGGCCGUGAAUCCACUUGUCAACCUCCUCGUUGAAGUGUCUUACAGUAGCCUUCAUUCAGCUGUUUCCGACUCAUGAGCACCACGCGGCUGCCAUCCGACGAGUCACGUGGUGCAGGGAGACGCCGCGUGAAGUUUGUAUUGGCAGGGAGGCUGAGCUGCUGUCGCCAGCGAGCCCCUUCAUCUUCGGACUCGUUGCGGUUCUGACCAAGAUCCACGACAACUCCGAAUCUCGUUAGACUUAAUUGCGGGGCUUCACGAAGAGCCUACAUCGGAUUAGUCAGGCAUUUACACAAGCUGCAGCUGCCUUCAGCAGACCUUGAGUUCGCCUUUGGCUCUCUGCUCGUUUUCCACAAUGUACACAACGCCCGAUACAUGCUGGCCAUUGGCAUGCGUCAACACCUCUGAGAAACAAAGUAAUCAGAAUAUCACUUUGGUGAAUCUGUUCUCACCGUCAAAAGCAACCUUCUUGAUUCGGCAAGAUUGGACGUUGUGAACCUCUUGGGACUCGGCAUUGUAUCCUGCAGGACACCAGACAGUAAGGGGCAUGAAAGAAGGAUACCCGAGACAUGUGUUCGCACCAGCCCGUUGAGAUAUCGCGAAGUUUGGAAGAAGCUGUUCAUCUCCGCCCACAAGCAGCACGCAGCGAAACGGGUCGGAGACCGACCGCACAGAUCCAGAGAGCUGGAGGCUCAGCUGGAAGGAACAUGGAUCAAAUGACUCUCUGAGCUGCUCCAUCGUCUCCUGCAUCAACCUUAUCUUGGCCUCGCACUCGCGCUGCUUGUUUCCGUGGUCGGGAUGAAUAGUUCGAGCGUGGAGUACACCGAGGGCAUCCUGCAGCCUGGCGUAGUUGUCCUCAAACUGCCGCAGCACCUCCAUCGACGGACCCGUGCCCUCAAACAUGCGGUAUUUGUCGGCAAUCGGGGCCAUGCGGUUGUUGAGCCGCUCCGCAUCGGCGAGCCAGUCGCCGCUGUAUGUGAGGUUCAGCUUGUCCUUGGUCUCGUCGAAGGUGGGCUUGAUGUCGUGAAGCCGCAGCGGGACACGAUACUCUCUAACGACGUUGCUGAGGGGUUGCUUGAUGUCCUUCCACGUCGGCUCCAAGCGCUGCGUGGUCUGAUUGAACUCCACAUCCAUCCGUUUCUCGACCACGAUCUGCUCGUUUGCAGCCAUUCGUGAUUUCAGCGCCUUGAUGAUGUCUUUGUUGGUCUUCUGGAUCGUGUUGAUGCUGCGCAGCAACUCGUCAUGCGAGCGGCGAGUAGGUGAUGGAUCCAUGGGUUGCGCUUGCUGAGGCCUGGGUAGGAAAGCCGCGAUGGGCGAAGGCUCUGGAGCAGGCUGCCGGCCUCCUCCGGUGUCCCCAGACAUCGAAACGGAG